CAGGCGAGGGGGACAAAUAAAGUAGCGGUGUAUGUAGAUGCUAGCAUUUAUGAAGAAUAAGAAGACACUCAGUGAGAGACACGUUGGUCUAGUCUCCUCCAGCAGCGCUCCUUCGUGUUUUAGAUGAGUCACCAUAGAACCCCCUCUGGGUCUGUUAUUACCGGACACACAGCACACCGAACUGAACACUUCCACACCGCGAGGCUUGGCACUGCGCAUGCGCCGUUCCUGGGGAUCACAGCGUUCCGUUGCUGAGGAGGAUGGAGCUGUGUGUGUGAGCGAUGUGCAACAUCUCCGGAGUAUCGCUGCAUCGGACAGGUCCCAAUCAGAAAUAAUUCCAUAACAGUUUUGGCGAGUCAUAUCAGGAGUUUGGCAGAGUCUCCAGAAGGAACCACGCUCUGAUCGGAUCAUCGGGAACGCAGACCUCUAAAUGCCGGCUAGGCUAGAAAUGUCAGGAAACAGUGUAAAUGCUAGCAGAACAUCCCAUAAACAACCAUCAAACUCGGAAUACACAUGGGAAUAUGAGUAUUAUGAAUAUGCACCAGUCUCAUUUGAAGGGCUAAAGGCACACAAAUACUCAAUUGUGAUUGGAUUCUGGGUUGGCCUUGCAGUCUUUGUAAUUUUUAUGUUUUUUGUUCUGACUCUACUGACAAAGACAGGAGCUCCGCAUCAAGAAAAUGUGGAACUACCUGAAAAGAGAUUCAGAAUGAACAGCUUUGUAACAGACUUUGGUAGACCGGCAGAAGUCAACAAAAUGUUCUCCCAUGAUGCAGUUGAAGAAUCUAGGUCACUAUUUCAUUGCUACAUCAAUGAAGUUGAUCACCCUGCAAGUACAAAAUGGACUUCCAAGACUACAGACAAUGGUAUUCUCAUCCAGCAGACUGUUAGAAACUGCAAAGUAGAAGUAGAUCCCAGUGGCUAUGCUAAAUUCAACAUCCCAAACUUUAUAACCGCAGACCAGAAUUCUUCUGCCGAUGAAGAUCUUCUUAUAUACGAUCCCCCAAUUAUACUAGAAAAUCAUCCAGCUAGCUCAGACCAAAAUAGUUUUAUAGACUGAACAACAUCUGUCUAAUUUUUUUUACACUAUGUGAAGGCAAUGAAAUGGAAAAACACAUUUUAUACUGUUGUAUGCACAAAUAAAACUUGCUAUAUUUGGUGCUUUUCUGUGUGAAAAUAAAUGUACUAUUUAUAUGCCUACUUCAAGAUGGUA
Molecule: messenger RNA, 1210 nt
Organism: Rana temporaria (common frog)
Lineage: Eukaryota; Metazoa; Chordata; Amphibia; Anura; Ranidae
Gene: MRAP2
Product: melanocortin 2 receptor accessory protein 2
Exons: 5
Coding region: 431-1057 (208 amino acids)
Biological process (GO): protein localization to plasma membrane; regulation of adenylate cyclase-activating G protein-coupled receptor signaling pathway
Cellular component (GO): plasma membrane; endoplasmic reticulum
Molecular function (GO): signaling receptor regulator activity; type 4 melanocortin receptor binding; type 1 melanocortin receptor binding
Source: RefSeq, a predicted model, not a curated record